This is a messenger RNA of Meloidogyne enterolobii, 1130 nucleotides long. Lineage: Eukaryota; Metazoa; Nematoda; Chromadorea; Rhabditida; Meloidogynidae. The record is from the annotation of a GenBank genome assembly.
UAUUUUUAGUACUAUUCAAACCAAAACCUAUACAUACAUACAAUAUAUAAACAAACUUUUUACUUCUUUUUUCUUAUUGUCAAAACAAUCUCUUAAAGCUUUUAACAAAUCAACUUAUAUUUUCAACCUCUUGAAAAGCGUUCAACAUAAAAAUGUGUGUAUGUACUAUUUGCUUGCCAAUUCACCCCUUAAAUUAGUCAAUGUCUUGUUUUUUUCUCGAUCAGUUCUUUUUAUUUUUUUUUACUUUUAAAAGAGAAGAGGAGAUCGAUGUUGGUCCAACAAAAAUACAUUGCAAAAAUACGCGUUGAAAGGCUUUCCCCCCUACCUUCAUCUUCCCUCUCCUCUACCUCUCCCUCCCUUUUUUACCUCAAUAAAUGCAAACAUUCUCAAGUCUACUAAAAGGGUGACUGACUUUCUUUCCUUCGAGAGUCAAGCAUAUAAUAAUAUUUUUUUAUAUAUUUUGGUAGGCCCUCACGUUGAUCUCUCCCUUUUCCCUUUUUUACCAAAAAAAAAUUUUUUGUUCCUUUUCCCAAUUUCCCUCAGUAUCCCCCACUCAUUUUCUUCUUUUCUCUUUUUAAAAGUGUGUAGAUAGGUAGAUGUUUGGCCGUAAAAGAAAACGUACAAAUGGAUGACAAAAACCACUACAACCAUCAAAGACAGCAACGGCCCUCCCCCUAUACCUAUUUACAUUCAAAUACUUUCCAAGGACAAUCGACGCCUGUGGCUGGGCCAAGCAGUAGACGUGAAUCACCCCAACAACCAAAUUAUUUGUGGCAACAAUCGGAGGAUUACGAAGAGAGGGAAAGAGAUCAGCAAGAAUAUAUUAGCUUUGUGAAUCAAAGACGGCCUUAUUCUCGAACAUCUGACACAGCUAGCAUUCAAUUUUUGAACGACGAUAGAUUACGUCAAAACGAGAGAUCAGGUAGAAGAACUGCAGACAGCAUUGGCGUUGCUGGGGUGGGUGGGAGUCGAAGACAACUCGAAAAGGACGAACCUAAAGAGUUGUUUGCUGAAGACGUUGCUCAAAUCCGAGUUACUGAGGUGGGGAAAUAAAGUUUUUGAGUGGGUUAGAGUUAAAUAAAUUGUUGGCUAUAUAGAGAUUUUUAGUAUUAAAGGAGGUUUGAAAUAGG